AUGGGUGAAGUGGAAUUCGUAAACCUUAUGGCAAGUGAAAUUACAAUGGCUCUUCAAGAUUGGGUGGAUUUAUUGGAUCCAACAUUUGGAUUAGGCAAUAAUCAGAAGAAACCGUUUUCCAGAAGAAGAAAUCAAUAUGGAAUAUCGGUUUAUCCUUUAAAUGACAUAAGAUCAAUAAAGUCUUUUCAAAAAACCGUCUAUAACUAA
Dentiscutata erythropus is the source of this 207-nucleotide messenger RNA. The record is from the annotation of a GenBank genome assembly. NCBI's taxonomy places the organism in Eukaryota, Fungi, Glomeromycota, Glomeromycetes, Diversisporales, Gigasporaceae.